UGCAAAUAAAGAUGCUCUUGGAGGAAGGGAAAGGGAAAUACUCCCUGGCAGAGUCUGCGAGGGACAGGGCAGCUGACUGGCACCUCCUGAGGUCCCCUUCCCAGGUCCUGCCAGGUGCUCACCAUGCCUACCAGCUUCCCUGAAUCAAGUUUCGAAACCUUGACGUAUGAUGACUUUGCUGAAGCCUGUGAUAUGGGGGACAUCGUGGCCUUUGGAAAAGUCUUCCUGGCCGUGCUCUACUCCGUUGUCUUUGCCUGUGGCCUGGUGGGAAACCUGCUGGUGGUGUUUGCCCUCACCAACAGCCGGAAGCGUAAGAGCAUCACCGACAUUUACCUCCUGAACCUGGCCUUGUCUGACCUGCUCUUUGUAGCCACUUUGCCCUUCUGGACUCACUAUCUGAUAAAUGAGCAAGGCCUUCACAACAGCACGUGCAAACUCACCACUGCCUUCUUCUUUGUCGGGUUUUUUGGAGGCAUAUUCUUCAUCACCAUCAUCAGCAUCGACAGGUACCUGGCCAUCGUCCUGGCCGCCAACUCCAUGAACAACCGGACCGUGCAGCAUGGCGUCAUCAUCAGCCUCGGCGUCUGGGCAGCAGCCAUCCUGGUGGCCACACCCCAGUUCAUGUUCACCAAACGAACAGAAAACGAGUGCUUCAGUGACUACCCUGAGGUCCUGCAGGAUAUCUGGCCCGUGCUCUGUAAUCUGGAAACAAAUGUUCUCGGCUUCCUGCUCCCCCUGCUCAUCAUGAGUUACUGUUACUUCAGAAUCAUCCAGACACUGUUCUCAUGCAAGAACCACAAGAAAAUGAAAGCCGUGAAGCUAAUCCUUCUGGUGGUCAUCGUGUUUUUCCUUUUCUGGACACCCUACAACGUCAUGAUCUUCUUAGAGACGCUCAACCUCUUUGACUUCUUUCCCUCCUGUGCCAUAAAGAGGGAUCUGAGGUUGGCCCUCAGUAUGACUGAGACAAUUGCAUUCACCCACUGUUGCCUCAAUCCUCUUAUCUAUGCAUUCGCUGGAGAGAAGUUCAGAAGAUACCCGUACUACCUGUAUCGGAAAUGCCUGGCUGUCCUGUGCUGCCGUCCCGGUCACGUCACUUUCUCCCCCUCCCUGUCUGAAGCCCAGAGGAGCAGGAGGGAAAGCGUUCUCAGCAGCAACUUUACUCAUUACACCAGUGAUGGAGAUGCAUCCAUCAUUCUUUGAAGGGAUCCCCGAAGCCCUGUCCUUCCAGCAAGCCGGGAGUUCCUACGUCUGACACUGAACAAUGAGGACAGAUUUUUUAAAUUUCUUACAUGCAAGAAAUGACAGGCCCAAUGUCCCCAAAACAAGAGGACUGUGCUCAAAAUUUGAACGAUAGGCAUAUCUCUUACUGUAAAUAUCUGGAUUUUUGGUUUACAAAUGACAAAAAUUCAACUCAGACUAAUUUAACCCGAAAGGAGGCGGUAUCGUUCACCUUGUGGUGAGGGUAAGGGGGUGGCAAGUCCUCAGAGUGAGUGAAAACUAGAGCUGGAAUCUAGCUAGAAUUUCCUCUCUCUGACUCUCAAAUAUGAGUGGGGACAGAGCUCCCAGACUCAUAUAUCACAGCUUUGUCCAUCAGAGAGGGAGUGAGACCCAGUCCCCUCUGGUCCCAAGGUCAAAAUUCCCAGGGAAGGGCUGUGAUUGGCAAAGUUUUUAUCAAAUGCUCAUCCCUGGACCAGGCAGCGGUACCCACAGGGCAGGGAUAAAUAAGAUAGCAGCUUCUGUUCAAACUUAUGGUUAGAGGUACAGGAAGAUGUAUUUCCAAGAAGCUAGCAGAGUGGGUGCUGUUGAUCAGACAGAACAAGAGUUGUCCACCAACUUUACCAUUUGUCUGGUCCAGCCUCCCUGCGAUCAUACCAGCCAGCACACACUGUCAGCCUCUUCUUCAUUAAAUCCCCUUCUGUCAGGUCCCUAAACCUACAAUGGUUUCCUAGUACCCACUGCAUCAAGUCCACAUUCAAAUACCUGGCCUCUGAGAGCCUCCAUCAUGAGGUCCCACCAACAGAUUCCCCAGUGCCUCUCCUUCCUAAAGGACUCCAGCCGCCCUGUCAGCCAGGUCUCUUCCACUCGGCCUCACGCAUUGCCACCUGCCCCCGGGCCCAGGGAGAUAAACAGGAGAAACACUGGCCCAAACUGAGAAGGCAUGGUUUCCAAUCCCAACUCUAUCACUUGCCCCUUGGGUAAUUUGGGGCCAACUGAGCUUCAGGGUCCUCACCUGUAGAAUGGAGAUAAGAGCACUGUUCACAUAGGAAGCACCCCUUCCAGCAUGAGGACCCAGCCUCCAACUCUCGCAGAUUCCAACCCUCUCGUCUGGUUCCCAGACUUCAGCUCUUCCCCCACGUGGCACCGUGCUUCAGCGGUGCUGUUGACAGAGCUUGGAGGAGCCGCUCGGGCUCUGCUGCAUGAUGUAGCCCAGAAACAGAGGAGGCUGGUUCCUACGGUGGCUCUCAGUGGAUGCUCCUAGAUGCACAGACUGACAGUCCUCCCUGACCCAGCCCUCCCAGACUGCCUGGAUAUCUCCUCCCAAUCGCCUGGUGACAACCCCUGUCCAUCUGGAGAGAACCUCCAUCAUUCAUGCCACUGCCAGCCUGGAGAACCAGGGUCCUGGGAGCAGCUUCCUUUUCUCAGUAAACAUUUAGAAUGGUCUAAAACUUUAAAGCUUGAGAAACAAUUGCAAUGAUGCUAAAGAAUACGUCAUCUGUGAUCUAACCACACAAUAUUUUCAUGUGCCCACCAGACAUGGUUCACACCAUCAUGUGUUUCGAGUUGCAAUCAUAAUAUACAGUUAUAUCAUCUACUUUUUUCCCUCUUAACAUGAGGCCACAAAUAACUCUGUUUCUCCAAGUUUUGUAAUGAUCUCUGCCAGGUUGUGUACUCAUCGAAGGCAUCUGACUCAUCGCUACAUUUCUCACUCCUUGGCAGUCAGUAUGUUUGUUUACCCAGUGAGAGAAUGAAUCAUGUUCCAUCGAGAUCAUGUCCUGUAAUUUACUCUCCAUUACCUUGUUAACAGACAUUCCACUUGUUUCCAAUAUUUAGCAAAUACAUAUUUUAACAGCAA
Molecule: messenger RNA, 3073 nt
Organism: Vicugna pacos (alpaca)
Lineage: Eukaryota; Metazoa; Chordata; Mammalia; Artiodactyla; Camelidae
Gene: CX3CR1
Product: C-X3-C motif chemokine receptor 1
Biological process (GO): cell chemotaxis; cell adhesion; positive regulation of cytosolic calcium ion concentration
Cellular component (GO): external side of plasma membrane; membrane
Molecular function (GO): C-C chemokine receptor activity; C-X3-C chemokine receptor activity; C-C chemokine binding
Source: RefSeq, a predicted model, not a curated record